AUGGCUUCAAUGAAACUCCCUGCUACAAUGAAGGCAGUCCUCCAGCCUGACAAAAACUCCCAUAAGCUCAUUCUUUGCGAGCAGCCUGUUCCUGUACCUACUCAUCCCGAGGAUGUUCUGGUCAGAGUCCACGCCACUGCUCCUUGCAAGGGUGAGCUUGACUGGGCUGUCUGGUCCCCCGACUACUUCCCCAAAGACAAAAUCGCCAUUCCAGGGCAGGAUCUUGCGGGAACAGUGGUCUCUGCUCCUGCAGAUAGCGGCUUCAAGACUGGUGACGAAGUCUACGCCCGUAUCGAAGCCAAUCGCCCUGGCGCCGCAGCCGAGUAUGUUCUGGCUCGUGUGCCAGAACUCUCCAUCAGACCCAAGAACCUUAGCUGGGCUGAGACGGCGGCAACUCCCAUCAGCGCGCUGACAGCAUACCAGGCACUCUUUGUGCAUGGCGGAUUAGACCCACUGGCGCUGUCAGGUGAUGCAGCUGCUCAGGACAAGAUUUCGAAGUUUCGUGUCCUGAUUACCGCCGGAGCAGGUGCAGUAGGUAGCUUGGCAAUCCAGCUCGCUCGAGAAGCCAGAGUAGCUGCUGUCGUGGCUGCUGUCUCACCAAAGAAUAUUGACUUUGUACGAGAACUUGGCGCGACGGAUGUUAUUGAUUAUACAAAGGAAAGCGCUGGUGACUGGGUGGCUAAAGAUGUCGAGCAUCGAGAGUUUGAUCUGGUCUUUGACUGCAUCGGAGGUCCAUCACUGUCCCAAGCCUGGUAUGCGAUCCGUGAUGGGGGAAGACUUGUCAGUGUCUGCAAUGUACCCGAGGACAGCCGUCCGGAAGAUAUAAAGAAAGAGGUCCAGAGCCUCUUUUUUGUUAUUACGCCGCUUGGCAAGGAUCUGGAUGUUAUGAAGGAAUUGUUGGAGGAUGGGAGGCUGAGGCCAAGUAUCGAUAGCGUGGUAGGUCUUGAUGGGUUUGCUAAGGCAUGGGAGAAGAUGGAGUCGGGAAAAGCGAGAGGAAAGGUUGUUGUGAAGAUCUCUAAUGAAGCUUAG
Fusarium sp. VM40 is the source of this 1029-nucleotide messenger RNA. Lineage: Eukaryota; Fungi; Ascomycota; Sordariomycetes; Hypocreales; Nectriaceae. The record is from the annotation of a GenBank genome assembly.